GGGUCCCCAGGGGGCCCCCAGGGGCCCCUGGGGGCCCCUGGCCCUUCAACGUUUCGUUUAGAUUCUGAAGACAGCAGCAGCGACCGGCAGGGGAAGCGGCGGCGACGACCUACGGCCUCGGUGGCGCAGCUGCCCACAGGGAGAGUUGCUGCUCUGCGGCAGCGGCUGGAGCGCCGCAUAGAGCGGAAGCGGCGGUGGAGGCCCUGGCCUUGUCAUCCCGACGCAGCUUCCGCCAGCUUCACAGCAGCCGUUCGCAGCAACGACCGCGAAGCCACGCAGCAGCAGCAGCAGCAACAACAACAGCAGCAACAACACAAGCAGCAACAACACAAGCAGCAACAGCGGCAGCAGCAACAGCAGCAACAGCAACAGCAGCAUCAGCAGCAGCAAGGAGUGCAGCUCACGACAAGGACCCCGCUUCCGCCCCAGUCUAUGAAAGCGCAGCAGCGACUGCUGACCGUCAGGCAGCAGUAG
This is a messenger RNA of Eimeria tenella, 474 nucleotides long. RefSeq lists its product as uncharacterized. NCBI's taxonomy places the organism in Eukaryota, Apicomplexa, Conoidasida, Eucoccidiorida, Eimeriidae. The transcript has 3 exons. The annotation marks the transcript as partial. The record is from RefSeq and is a predicted model, not a curated record.